Molecule: messenger RNA, 6573 nt
Organism: Girardinichthys multiradiatus
Lineage: Eukaryota; Metazoa; Chordata; Actinopteri; Cyprinodontiformes; Goodeidae
Exons: 57
Coding region: 1-6573 (2190 amino acids)
Source: RefSeq, a predicted model, not a curated record
AUGAACAAGACCUACAUCAUCAUCAGUCCCUCUUUCCCAGAGUUCACUGAACAGGACUUUUUUGGUUGGUUCCAUGUCAAACUGGUCCCUGUCCUUGCAAGUUUCACUCCAGAAAUGCUCCGAGGUUGUGAGUGGGAUGGCCAAGGUUGUCUCUGCCAUACCUCAGCAAAGACUGCAGAAAUUGCAGAUGUUUUACUGGAAUACCUGCAAGACUCUGCCGCUGUCAUCAACCAGCCAGAUUGCAGGACAGGAAUCAAGACUGAUGCCCAAUGGAUUGAAACAAACCUGGGUCCAUUUUCUCCAUACAUAACAUAUUCUGAGCUCAAAUUCUUCAACCUCUCUCUGGGAGCACUCGUGAAUGUUCUUUCACCAACACAGAAAGCUGAGCUGAUAAUGGAUCCAGACAGCGGUGGUCUGGAAGAUGCCAUCCUUGUAAAGGAGGUGCUCACAAACCUGACAGAGUCUGGUGAUGAAGAGCAGCUUGGUCAGUUUUUCCAAGUGUUCACACAGAUCCUCCAGCAGACAAACACAACCUUCAUCCUAAAUGCGGCUGUACGAGAGACCAUCUUAAACCUGACUUUGAACGGCCUCGCUCCUAAAUUUGUCUCCUUUGAAGUAGAAGACUAUGAGCUGUGGUUCCAGGUCUAUUUGGUUCCUGUCAUAGCAAGCCUCCAUCCUGACAGCCUGCGGGUGAUACCCAGUAACAUCAGUUGUGAAUCCUACGAAGCUAUAGUCACUGGUCUAAUGGAAAGCCUGGAAUUCCUGCCACUGGGCAUUUCAAUGGACGUGAGAGCUAGCUUGGAAUCACUACAGGAGACCUUCCCAGAUUGUGCAGAACUUGAUUCUUUCACGUGCAAAGAGACACAUGUUGAUGAAAUGCUCAUCUGCUGGGGGGUAGACAGCUCUCAACUCCAGAAGACACUGGAGGAUAACAAUUCCACGUCAGCCGUGUGCAAUUUUACCAUCAUUGAACAUGCCUGUACCACACCAACAAACCUCACAGCAGGCAACUUGGCCACACUCCUGACAUGCUCUGUGGAAAGCAACAAGCCAUAUGUGGUGGAAGUUUGGCAGCUUCUUUUCCACAAAGCUUCUCCCGUACUCAGCCAGGCUCUUGACAUGUUCGCCACCAUGGCCCCCACCACCAUGAGCUCUGCCUAUUCCAAUGCACUUGAUGCUCUGGGAGAAGUGGUAGUUAAAAAGCUUACUCAGGAUCAACUGAAGAGUAAGGAUGCCAUUAGAAGUAGGUUCCAGAUGGAGCUCCGUCCGUUCCUGGCCUCCCCGUCAACAAAUUUCCUCUCCUGCCUUGGCACCUACAACUUCAGCUGCCAGACAUAUCAGCUUGUCCUUGAGGCAUUCAGCAACCAAAGCCCAUUGAUGGACAACAACAGAAAGCGAGCAGUGUUUACUCACUUCAUCCGACCGUUCCUUUCCAGAAAAGAUUUGCCAGACCCAGGUUGUGUGUCCUCUGCCGAUGGUAGUCAACUCUGGCUGCAGGCCAACCUUGGCAAUUUCUCUGCUUUUGCAACCAUAGAGGAUUUGCAAACCUUCAAUCCAAACUUCUCCAGUGCCCAAGCCUUGUCAGAACUGUCACCCUCUCAGGUAGCACAGUUACUGCUGAGCUCAGACAUCUCAAAUGACACAAAAUUUAUCGACCGAGUCUUUGAGCGACUGGAAAAUGGAAACGCUGUUGACAACGUGGAUGAAUUCUUUACAAAGCUUACAGAGCAGGAGGAGGUCCCAGAGUUCCAGGCUGACGUGAGGGAUCGCAUUAUGAACAAGACCUACAUCAUCAUCAGUCCCUCUUUCCCAGAGUUCACUGAACAGGACUUUUUUGGUUGGUUCCAUGUCAAACUGGUCCCCGUCCUUGCAAGUUUCACUCCAGAAAUGCUCCGAGGUGUAACUACCAACAUGAACUGCACAAACUAUCACAUCAUUGUGAGUGGGAUGGCCAAGGUUGUCUCUGCCAUACCUCAGCAAAGAUUGCAAGAAAUUGCAGAGGUUUUACUGGAAUACCUGCAAGACUCUGCCGCUGUCAUCAACCAGCCAGAUUGCAGGACAGGAAUCAAGACUGAUGCCCAAUGGAUUGAAACAAACCUGGGUCCAUUUUCUCCAUACAUAACAUAUUCUGAGCUCAAAUUCUUCAACCUCUCUCUGGGAGCACUCGUGAAUGUUCUUUCACCAACACAGAAAGCUGAGCUGAUAAUGGAUCCAGACAGCGGUGGUCUGGAAGAUGCCAUCCUUGUAAAGGAGGUGCUCACAAACCUGACAGAGUCUGGUGAUGAAGAGCAGCUUGGUCAGUUUUUCCAAGUGUUCACACAGAUCCUCCAGCAGACAAACACAACCUUCAUCCUAAAUGCGGCUGUACGAGAGACCAUCUUAAACCUGACUUUGAACGGCCUCGCUCCUAAAUUUGUCUCCUUUGAAGUAGAAGACUAUGAGCUGUGGUUCCAGGUCUAUUUGGUUCCUGUCAUAGCAAGCCUCCAUCCUGACAGCCUGCGGGUGAUACCCAGUAACAUCAGUUGUGAAUCCUACGAAGCUAUAGUCACUGGUCUAAUGGAAAGCCUGGAAUUCCUGCCACUGGGCAUUUCAAUGGACGUGAGAGCUAGCUUGGAAUCACUACAGGAGACCUUCCCAGAUUGUGCAGAACUUGAUUCUUUCACGUGCAAAGAGACACAUGUUGAUGAAAUGCUCAUCUGCUGGGGGGUAGACAGCUCUCAACUCCAGAAGACACUGGAGGAUAACAAUUCCACGUCAGCCGUGUGCAAUUUUACCAUCAUUGAACAUGCCUGUACCACACCAACAAACCUCACAGCAGGCAACUUGGCCACACUCCUGACAUGCUCUGUGGAAAGCAACAAGCCAUAUGUGGUGGAAGUUUGGCAGCUUCUUUUCCACAAAGCUUCUCCCGUACUCAGCCAGGCUCUUGACAUGUUCGCCACCAUGGCCCCCACCACCAUGAGCUCUGCUUAUUCCAAUGCACUUGAUGCUCUGGGAGAAGUGGUAGUUAAAAAGCUUACUCAGGAUCAACUGAAGAGUAAGGAUGCCAUUAGAAGUAGGUUCCAGAUGGAGCUCCGUCCGUUCCUGGCCUCCCCGUCAACAAAUUUCCUCUCCUGCCUUGGCACCUACAACUUCAGCUGCCAGACAUAUCAGCUUGUCCUUGAGGCAUUCAGCAACCAAAGCCCAUUGAUGGACAACAACAGAAAGCGAACAGUGUUUACUCACUUCAUCCGACCGUUCCUUUCCAGAAAAGAUUUGCCAGACCCAGGUUGUGUGUCCUCUGCCGAUGGUAGUCAACUCUGGCUGCAGGCCAACCUUGGCAAUUUCUCUGCUUUUGCAACCAUAGAGGAUUUGCAAACCUUCAAUCCAAACUUCUCCAGUGCCCAAGCCUUGUCAGAACUGUCACCCUCUCAGGUAGCACAGUUACUGCUGAGCUCAGACAUCUCAAAUGACACAAAAUUUAUCGACCGAGUCUUUGAGCGACUGGAAAAUGGAAACGCUGUUGACAACGUGGAUGAAUUCUUUACAAAGCUUACAGAGCAGGAGGAGGUCCCAGAGUUCCAAGCUGACGUGAGGGAUCGCAUUAUGAACAAGACCUACAUCAUCAUCAGUCCCUCUUUCCCAGAGUUCACUGAACAGGACUUUUUUGGUUGGUUCCAUGUCAAACUGGUCCCCGUCCUUGCAAGUUUCACUCCAGAAAUGCUCCGAGGUGUAACUACCAACAUGAACUGCACAAACUAUCACAUCAUUGUGAGUGGGAUGGCCAAGGUUGUCUCUGCCAUACCUCAGCAAAGACUGCAAGAAAUUGCAGAUGUUUUACUGGAAUACCUGCAAGACUCUGCCGCUGUCAUCAACCAGCCAGAUUGCAGGACAGGAAUCAAGACUGAUGCCCAAUGGAUUGAAACAAACCUGGGUCCAUUUUCUCCAUACAUAACAUAUUCUGAGCUCAAAUUCUUCAACCUCUCUCUGGGAGCACUCGUGAAUGUUCUUUCACCAACACAGAAAGCUGAGCUGAUAAUGGAUCCAGACAGCGGUGGUCUGGAAGAUGCCAUCCUUGUAAAGGAGGUGCUCACAAACCUGACAGAGUCUGGUGAUGAAGAGCAGCUUGGUCAGUUUUUCCAAGUGUUCACACAGAUCCUCCAGCAGACAAACACAACCUUCAUCCUAAAUGCGGCUGUACGAGAGACCAUCUUAAACCUGACUUUGAACGGCCUCGCUCCUAAAUUUGUCUCCUUUGAAGUAGAAGACUAUGAGCUGUGGUUCCAGGUCUAUUUGGUUCCUGUCAUAGCAAGCCUCCAUCCUGACAGCCUGCGGGUGAUACCCAGUAACAUCAGUUGUGAAUCCUACGAAGCUAUAGUCACUGGUCUAAUGGAAAGCCUGGAAUUCCUGCCACUGGGCAUUUCAAUGGACGUGAGAGCUAGCUUGGAAUCACUACAGGAGACCUUCCCAGAUUGUGCAGAACUUGAUUCUUUCACGUGCAAAGAGACACAUGUUGAUGAAAUGCUCAUCUGCUGGGGGGUAGACAGCUCUCAACUCCAGAAGACACUGGAGGAUAACAAUUCCACGUCAGCCGUGUGCAAUUUUACCAUCAUUGAACAUGCCUGUACCACACCAACAAACCUCACAGCAGGCAACUUGGCCACACUCCUGACAUGCUCUGUGGAAAGCAACAAGCCAUAUGUGGUGGAAGUUUGGCAGCUUCUUUUCCACAAAGCUUCUCCCGUACUCAGCCAGGCUCUUGACAUGUUCGCCACCAUGGACCCCACCACCAUGAACUCUGCUUAUUCCAAUGCACUUGAUGCUCUGGGAGAAGUGGUAGUUAAAAAGCUUACUCAGGAUGAACUGAAGAGUAAGGAUGCCAUUAGAAGUAGGUUCCAGAUGGAGCUCCGUCCGUUCCUGGCCUCCCCGUCAACAAAUUUCCUCUCCUGCCUUGGCACCUACAACUUCAGCUGCCAGACAUAUCAGCUUGUCCUUGAGGCAUUCAGCAACCAAAGCCCAUUGAUGGACAACAACAGAAAGCGAGCAGUGUUUACUCACUUCAUCCGACCGUUCCUUUCCAGAAAAGAUUUGCCAGACCCAGGUUGUGUGUCCUCUGCCGAUGGUAGUCAACUCUGGCUGCAGGCCAACCUUGGCAAUUUCUCUGCUUUUGCAACCAUAGAGGAUUUGCAAACCUUCAAUCCAAACUUCUCCAGUGCCCAAGCCUUGUCAGAACUGUCACCCUCUCAGGUAGCACAGUUACUGCUGAGCUCAGACAUCUCAAAUGACACAAAAUUUAUCGACCGAGUCUUUGAGCGACUGGAAAAUGGAAACGCUGUUGACAACGUGGAUGAAUUCUUUACAAAGCUUACAGAGCAGGAGGAGGUCCCAGAGUUCCAGGCUGACGUGAGGGAUCGCAUUAUGAACAAGACCUACAUCAUCAUCAGUCCCUCUUUCCCAGAGUUCACUGAACAGGACUUUUUUGGUUGGUUCCAUGUCAAACUGGUCCCCGUCCUUGCAAGUUUCACUCCAGAAAUGCUCCGAGGUGUAACUACCAACAUGAACUGCACAAACUAUCACAUCAUUGUGAGUGGGAUGGCCAAGGUUGUCUCUGCCAUACCUCAGCAAAGACUGCAAGAAAUUGCAGAUGUUUUACUGGAAUACCUGCAAGACUCUGCCGCUGUCAUCAACCAGCCAGAUUGCAGGACAGGAAUCAAGACUGAUGCCCAAUGGAUUGAAACAAACCUGGGUCCAUUUUCUCCAUACAUAACAUAUUCUGAGCUCAAAUUCUUCAACCUCUCUCUGGGAGCACUCGUGAAUGUUCUUUCACCAACACAGAAAGCUGAGCUGAUAAUGGAUCCAGACAGCGGUGGUCUGGAAGAUGCCAUCCUUGUAAAGGAGGUGCUCACAAACCUGACAGAGUCUGGUGAUGAAGAGCAGCUUGGUCAGUUUUUCCAAGUGUUCACACAGAUCCUCCAGCAGACAAACACAACCUUCAUCCUAAAUGCGGCUGUACGAGAGACCAUCUUAAACCUGACUUUGAACGGCCUCGCUCCUAAAUUUGUCUCCUUUGAAGUAGAAGACUAUGAGCUGUGGUUCCAGGUCUAUUUGGUUCCUGUCAUAGCAAGCCUCCAUCCUGACAGCCUGCGGGUGAUACCCAGUAACAUCAGCUGUGAAUCCUACGAAGCUAUAGUCACUGGUCUAAUGGAAAGCCUGGAAUUCCUGCCACUGGGCAUUUCAAUGGACGUGAGAGCUAGCUUGGAAUCACUACAGGAGACCUUCCCAGAUUGUGCAGAACUUGAUUCUUUCACGUGCAAAGAGACACAUGUUGAUGAAAUGCUCAUCUGCUGGGGGGUAGACAGCUCUCAACUCCAGAAGACACUGGAGGAUAACAAUUCCACGUCAGCCGUGUGCAAUUUUACCAUCAUUGAACAUGCCUGUACCACACCAACAAACUUCACAGCAGGCAACUUGGCCACACUCCUGACAUGCUCUGUGGAAAGCAACAAGCCAUAUGUGGUGGAAGUUUGGCAGCUUCUUUUCCACAAAGCUUCUCCCAUACUCAGCCAGGCUCUUGACAUGCCCCCACCACCAUGA